GGAGAAGUGUUUAAUCUCGGAUCCGUGGAAGGAAUUGGCUUUCUCAGUUCAAAUGAGGAUAUUUUAGCGAAAUUUAGGCAGCAUUUUUGUAAGUUUGUUACGGCGUGAUUAGGAUACACUUAUAUUAUGUUGACUUUCGGCUGUCCUAUAACGUUUUUCCUUAGUCAAAACAAGCAGUCAUGAUGUAUAUGCUUUGAGCCGGGGAGAUUUGCAGCUUGUCAGUGCCCCUAAGUACGUUAGCUUGCGCGCGGAAAGCCAUAGCGAUACCCUAAGACAAGUGUCUGCUCCAAGGUGAAAAGAGGCAAAGGGGGGUAUGUGAUUUGAGUUGAGGGAAUGAAGUAUGUUCCAAAAUAAGUAACGAUUCCUUAUAAUCAAUAUUUCCUUUAAUAAAUAGCUUAUUGUUAGAUGUUAGCAUAUUUGGGAUUAUUUUUGAUCAGUGAAGUUGGCAGAGUAAAUUAUUCGCCGAAAAUAGAUUGACAAGCUACAAAUGUUUAGAAAUUCGGCUCUCAUUUAAUUCGAUCAUAGCCCACUUUAAUAAAAAGUUAUUUUAUAAUGUGGUGCACUCUUCCCUAUUGUGCUUUUGUAGAUACCCAAACCAAGAGGUACACCUAUCGCCACGUGCAAGCCCUAUUUAACAAGAAAUACAGUAAGUUGCUAUAAACUUUAGGCAUAAAGGGGUAAAUUUUGUCUUUCGUGACUUUCUGUCUGAAAACAACAAAGCCAUGGUCGAAAGGACUAACGUUCACCUAAGUAGAAUACGUACUAAAACUACUUUUUGCAUUUGAUUUAAAGGUGAAGCAAUUGGCAAGCCGGGUUCACGAGUACCUUAUCUAAAGAAGAACUUUGAAGUUCAGGGCCUGCCGGAUGGUAUAAUUUUUAAAAAGCCAUUCUGCUAUGGCGCACUGCAGUGUAGGGCCAUAAUGGAGGCAGCAGAGACGAUUGCCUUUGUUGUCAUGCAGCCCUCCACAGCCGAAGAAUCUCAACACCAGGCCAGUACAUCUGCUUCACACUCUGUGUCCGCUGAUGUCCCAUUGUUGGUCAAGAUUGUCAAGAAGGUUGCAAGUGACGUUAACGUAAACGACGUUAUUUCUGGGAAAAGGAUCCUAAAGGAGGAGGAAAUCAACGUGGAGGAUUGCGUGCUAGAUCAAGAAGAACGUCUGACCUUAUAUAGAAAUUGCAGAAAGUUUUUUGAUCGGGAUGCGUGGGCUGCAGUCGGCCAUAACACAAGGGAUUGCAGCAGGUCUCCUAGAGACCUCAUCUUUCCCUUGUAUACCGAAGCUGAAGAUGAAGACUUUUGGUUAUUUUAUUGCCAUCAGGAAGUCAUUUCCAAAGUAUUUAAUGGCAGGGAUUCGACAAAAUUAAAGGGUUACUGGCUAGAUCGUGUAGGUAACGGUAAAAGGUACCGAAUGCUUCCUGAGGAGGAUGAGAUAAAGGUAAAAUGGAUCGUCAAAACCGACCAUGGUCCUUUAUACUAUGAGCAGUGUUUAAAUGGCAAUGCCAGUGCAGCGGAGUUUGAACUUCCAGAUUUAUUUCAGGAUUGUAUAAGGAUCACUCUGCAACAAUAUGGUUUUUUGAGAUCUUAA
Porites lobata is the source of this 1583-nucleotide messenger RNA. NCBI's taxonomy places the organism in Eukaryota, Metazoa, Cnidaria, Anthozoa, Scleractinia, Poritidae. The record is from the annotation of a GenBank genome assembly.